GUUUUGCCGGAGCACGGCACCCUCUUGGGCUCCAUCCAGGCCCCGACCAGUCCCACGCCUGGGGGCGCGGCUGCCUUUCGCGAGGGCCAGGUGUUGGAAGUCUGGAGCGAUUCGAAGAAGGCGUGGCUGCCCGGGGUGGUCCUGGCAGCAUAUGCGUCAGACACCUCAGCAGAAGGAUACCGGGUGCCCGCAGGCACUGUCAAGGUGUCUUCCAACAACGGUGUCAAGUGGGUGAUGCCCGACCAGAUCAGCAGCAUGCUGUGCCCCCAGAUGCAUGGGUUGGAGCGAUUCAGCGAGUCUCAGCGGAAGGCUAUGGUUGUGAGAUCUCAGAGCCCACGCAGAGAGGUGAGGACGUCUAUCUGCCAGACCCGCUGGCAGAGGUUUCAGACGCAGAUGCAACUCUCCUGCCGAAGCCGAAGCCGGUGAUGUACAAGUUUGUGUCCCCUGGAGAGCUCGGCUACACGGGCUACACGCUCUUCCAGGGACCGCCAUGUUCACAGCACUGCACAUCGGCUGAGACGCAGAUGCGCAUCGAGUCGAUGGAGCAGCUUACAGUUGCUCUGCUGUUGUUCCCAACUCCACAGUGUGAUGAACUGGAGGAGCCGCCACCAGAAAGAAGUGCCACCAAGCGAGGCAGCAGCAAGGAUCGGCCACCCUCCAAGACCGCGCCCGUCCCUCCAAAGCCCAAGCCGGCGCCAACGGAACCACCCGAGCCCCCGGCCUGGCUGGCAGAAGCCUGGAAGGCCAUCCCUCAGAAAGUCGCCACCACCGUUGAGUCGCCGGAAGGGACCUUGGUGAAAUGCAUACAGGCCUACACACAAGAUUUGGAGCCUGGAGAGGUCCUCUCGGUGCCAGGCUGCGGACCUGACUUCUUCGCCAUCUUCCUCUACAAGCAAACCUCCCCAGAACGCCCCGAUGUGGUGCGGCCUCUGGUGCUGCGUGAGCCAGCGCUUCUGGCGGCAGGUGAUCGCGUAGAGGCCCUACUGCAGCAGCUAAGUGCGGAGCUGGGGGAUGAGAUGGCCAGGGAGGUGCUGAUGACCGAGGCGACGACGCAGGCUUCUUUCCAGCCGCCUCAGAAGCUGACUGUGAAGGGAAGCUCGCGCACGGGCUGGCCGAAGCUCUGCCAGGAAGGUAGCCACGAGGACAUCGUACGCUGGAUCUUUGAACAUAAGGUUGACGUGUUGGCCGGGAUCACCUCGGAGCCUGUGGCGCGGGAUAUCCUGAAGAGUUUGGGCGGUUUGAAGGCUCCUGUAACGGUCCCGCUGAUGCAAGAUCGCUGUGCUGCGAUUCGCGAGCUCUUAGAUCUCAGAUCUAUCUCGGCCACGCUGCAGAACCAUCCGAAGCUUCUGACACACAGCUCCGAAACUUUCCGAGAAAGCUUCAGAGAAGUAGAGGAGCACCUGGGCACACUGGCGGCUCGGGAGGUUCUGCGUGCGCACGCUAACCUUCUGAUGGUGGACAGCCAGCUGCUAGAGUUCUUCUCCAUCAUGUCGGAGCGGUUUAACGAUGACGACCUUCGGCAUCUUCAGCAAACUGGCAGCGGUGGGUGGCGGAAGUGGCCCGAGAUCGUCGGAAAACCCCGGCCGGAGAUCCAAGCUUGGCGAGGACACGUGGCGGGUCAUCACCGACAGCGAUGCUGUGCCGACCGAGUGCUAGCAUUUGGAGCGGAGCCACAGGGGGCAGCGGCUUUGGCGAUGCUGACAGGCGAAAUUCCCGAAAUUCCACCGCUGCUGCUCGAGUGA
Symbiodinium sp. CCMP2456 is the source of this 1742-nucleotide messenger RNA. NCBI's taxonomy places the organism in Eukaryota, Dinophyceae, Suessiales, Symbiodiniaceae. The record is from the annotation of a GenBank genome assembly.